Paramormyrops kingsleyae is the source of this 714-nucleotide messenger RNA. The record is from RefSeq and is a predicted model, not a curated record. Lineage: Eukaryota; Metazoa; Chordata; Actinopteri; Osteoglossiformes; Mormyridae.
AAGGAAACUUCUCAAUGAAACUGAGGAAAGUGAGGACUGAAGACAAAGGAGAGUUCAGGUGUGAAGUCCACUCAGAUACUGAUUCUGCCAAUACAACUGCCAGGAUUGCAGCACUGGGUUAUUCGUCCCUGCAUUGGCUGAUUCUGGGGCUGUGCAUUGCUGUCACACCUGUAGUCCUACUUACUGGUGCUUUAUCUGUCAGCCAUUUAAUAAGGGGAGAUAAAAGCAAAAAGGCUCUGUUGAGUCACUGGUCACAUCUGACAGUUCCACCAAUCAUGGUUUCCGCAGCCUUCAUCCUGUGUGGUGUAACUGAAGGAUCCACAGAAGAGGCUGUUACUUGUCCUGUCAUCAAUCUGCUGUAUAUCCUGGUGUUGUUUUAUAUGGCUCCGUAUCGGAAAUUAUUCACAGCUACAUGGCAGUUUAUUAUAUUCCUCACUCUGACAACUGCAUUUCCCAUCAUUAUGGUUGGUGUACUAACAGGUUCUUUCAUUGAGUUUUCAGCAAAAUAUUCUCCAACUCCAGCUGAGAAAGCAACAUUUGAAGUCAUUUUUGGUGGAAUCAUAUUCAUGUUCAUCUUUUUUGUCUUCUUCCGAAUCGUCACUAUUAUGGUUUUAAUAAAAUAUUCUGAAGAGAGUGAAAAAAAAGAGAAAAUACUUGAUUGUGUAGCAGGAAUGACAGGAGCUGCAGUUGUGGUAAUUGUGGUUUCAUCCAUAA